UAAAAUCUUUGAUAAAUCUUGAAUUGUUUGUCGCAAAAUAUCUUUACGAGAUGUCGAAGGAAUCUACCAAAAAGGUGGUCCAUACCAUAUUAAGGUCAUGGAAGCUCCUACUUGGUGUUUUGAUUCCCAUCCUCUUGCUUCCUCUCCCUUUAAUUAUACAGAAAGAUGAAGCAAAAUGUGGUUAUGUGGUAUUAUUAAUGGCAUCAUAUUUUACCUUCGAGCCGAUACCACUCGCUGCAACGGCCUUUAUUCCCGUGUUUCUCUUUCCAAUUUUAGGAAUUUUAGGCACCGAAGAAGUCUGUUACACUUAUAUGAAGGCUACCAUAAUGAUGUACCUCGGUAGUUUACUCCUGGCUGCUGCGGUUGAACAUUCGCAACUUCAUAGAAGAAUUGCAUGGAGAGUGCUUAUGCUCAUCGGUACAGGACCCAGAUGGUUGAUGUUGGGAUUUUUAAUAACCACGACAUUCCUUUCCAUGUGGAUAACCAAUACUGCAGCUACGGCCAUGUUAGUUCCGAUUGUAGAAGCUGUGGUUUCCGAAUUGGAAACCGAAUUAAAAUACCAAGAAAAAAUUCGCUCCAGCAUGGAACGAGUAUCCAUCAUAACCAUUCAAAGCAUUAAUCUUCAGGGAACGAAAUUUAGUCUCACCGAAAGUACAACUCAACGACCUUCAAUAAUAAAUAAUCCAAAAAAGCUGGAAAAAACUACAUCGAAUUUGCGAAAAGCUCUGUUUCUGAGCGUUGCCUAUGCUGCAAACUGCGGAGGAACGGGAACUUUAAUCGGAAGUGGUCCAAAUUUAGUUUUCAAAGGUGUUUUAGAAGAUUCUUUUCCAAAUUACACUUCUUUGACAUUUGGUACGUGGAUGUUAUAUAAUGUUCCCGUGAUGCUCAUAUGGAUCAUACUCUGUUGGAUACUUCUGCAGAUUUAUUACAUCCCAUUUCGUAAAACUGAUCAAAAUUCAGGAGAAUCUAAAGAAGUUAUUAGAAAUGUAAUCAUUAGAAAUUAUGAAAAAUUAGGAUCAAUGAGUUUUCACGAAUUUGCAGUUAUGGCAUUGUUUCUUUUACUCGUUUUCUUAUGGAUUAUGCGUGAUCCUCCAUAUCUUCUCGGCUGGGCCAGACUAAUCAACUCUGGAGUGAAAAUAAAAGAUGCUACACCUUCUAUCGCAGUGGCCAUGCUUCUUUUCUUGAUUCCUGCUAAACCUACCCAACUUUCUACGAGUCCUCCCUUACUAGACUGGAAAACUGCUCAAGCCAAAGUGCCAUGGGGCGUAUUGAUAUUGCUAGGUGGUGGAUUAGCUUUAGCAGAAGGAGCAAAGGAAUCUGGUCUGUCUGUCUGGCUUGGAAAUCAAUUGGUUUAUCUGAAGUACUUAUCUAUUGAUGGAGCAAUUAUAGUCUUGUGUAUCUUCACAGCUGCUCUUACUGAAGUUAUCAGCAAUAUGUCUAUGGCUACAAUUAUGUUACCUGUUGCAAAUCAAAUGGCCGCAGUGUUAAAGGUUCAUCCUAUUCUUAUAAUGUUGCCUGUGACGAUUUCUUGCUCUCUUGCAUUUAUGUUACCAGUCGGUAAUCCCUCAAAUGCUAUAGUGUAUGAGAAUACAGGAAUGACCACGCCAGAAAUGGCUAAACCUGGAUUCAUUUUCAAAAUUCUCUGCUGUGGAGUUGAAUUAUUAAUGAUUAACACAUUUGGAGUGCAUGUAUUUCACCUGCACAGUCAUUGGAAUUGGGAAAAUUCAACUGUGUCAAGUAUGGCAACAACUUAUGUGCCUCCUCUUAAUCUAUCAACUGUUAUCUGAUAAAAUUUUAAAAUCUACUAAAAGACAAUUUUUAUUAUACUUUAUAUCUGAUAAACAUAAAUUAAGAAAUUCUGUAAAAAUAUUUGUCUAAUGAAUGGGAAAUUAUGAAUAUUUUACUCUCGUGUGUGCAUAGUUCUGAAUGAAUCUAAAUCCAUACCGCUGGUAGCGUCUAAUGAAAGACAUUUGACAUAAUGAGGGAUUUAUGCAUAAAAUAAGCUGAUUCAAUUACCAAACAUUUUACAAUUUUCCUAGAAAUAGUUAAUUUUAAUGUCAAGUUACAUUUGAAUAUGUCAUAGUAGUUUUAAUUAUAUUUUUGGCAGAAGCAUAUAUGCACAUAGUGCAAGGAACUACUGUCUACAAAUGUAUCAGUGCAUAAACAAGAGAGAUUUUUCUCUAUAAUAUGGUAAAUUAUUUUGAUCCAAACUCUUCCCUUCCACAUGUAUCAUAGUUAUAAUUAAGAAUAUUUGACAGAAUAAUUUGUAUUUACCAAUUAUGGCACAGCUUGCCUUUAUGGCUUGUGCCAAAAAACACCAACCAACCAUAUUCUAUCAAAAUACAUUUUUAAAUCCCUUGCUUUAAAGAAUGCACUUUGAUACACACUUAGUUUCUUACCAUGAAAAGAACCAUGAUCUACAUAGCAGGAUUUCUAUUUUAUAUGCUGACAUAUUAAUAAUCUUUACUUUGUUUCAUCUCACAUAAAUUUAGAAUCAUGUCCUUUAUUUCAAUAAAAGGAUUUUCAAACUACAUUUAUCAACUACAUAAAGUGUUUUGUUACUCAAAUGAAAAUCAAAAAUUUGAUGUAUUAUUUUGGCUCCUAAAAGAUUAGAACUUUUAAGUAUAACAAAAUUAUAUUUGAAAACAAAUAUCUUAAUUUACAGUUUAAAUAUAAAUUACAAAACUAAUCUAAUUUAAAUUUCAAAUUUUCUGAAUGUCAUCUUAUUUAUAAAUACUGAUUAUUAUUAAAUAAAAAUUUUCAAUACAAAUUUCCUAUCAUUAUCAAAUAGCUAUACUGUUUACAACUGACUUUGUAUAAAAUUUUGUAUGCAGUAU
Messenger RNA from Centruroides sculpturatus (bark scorpion), 2837 nucleotides. RefSeq names its product solute carrier family 13 member 2-like. NCBI's taxonomy places the organism in Eukaryota, Metazoa, Arthropoda, Arachnida, Scorpiones, Buthidae. Bases 51 to 1787 code for a protein of 578 amino acids. Gene Ontology annotation, cellular component: membrane. The transcript has 13 exons. The record is from RefSeq and is a predicted model, not a curated record. Gene Ontology annotation, biological process: monoatomic anion transmembrane transport; citrate transport. Gene Ontology annotation, molecular function: succinate transmembrane transporter activity; citrate transmembrane transporter activity.